CUGCCGCGACCCGAGAGCGGCUGGACCCCUACGGCGCUGCCGCCCGCUUCUUCGCGGUGGGCGGCCCCCCCCGUGCCCGUCACCCCCGGCGGGGCGGGGCGCGUUUGGCCGGGGGCGGGCCGGCGGGCUUGAGGCUGUGCCGCGGCGUGGGAAAGCACUUCAGAGACGGUUCGCUCUGCUGGCGGUGCGGAGCGGAGCCGAGCCGUGCCGUACCGGAGGUCCCCUUCUUCUUCCCCCCACCCCCCUACGGAUUUAUUUAUCUCUGUCCAUACCACGGCCAUAAGCUGCGCCGCGUCCUAUGCCCACGAUGAAGCGGCCGUGUGAGGAAACUACCUCAGACAGCGACAUGGACGAGACGAUAGACGUGGGGAGCGAGAACAACUACUCCGGGCAAAGCAACAGUUCUGUCAUUCGCUCAAGCUCCCCAACAACAACAUCUCAGAUUAUGGCCAGAAAGAAAAGAAGAGGGAUUAUAGAGAAGAGGCGCCGAGAUCGUAUAAAUAACAGUUUAUCAGAGCUGAGGAGGCUUGUGCCAACUGCUUUUGAAAAACAAGGAUCUGCCAAAUUAGAAAAAGCAGAAAUACUGCAAAUGACAGUGGAUCAUCUGAAGAUGCUGCAGGCAACAGGAGGUAAAGGUUACUUCGACGCUCACUCCCUGGCCAUGGAUUUCAUGAGCAUUGGUUUCCGGGAGUGCCUGACCGAAGUGGCGAGGUACCUGACUUCGGUGGAGGGGCUCGACACGGCCGACCCCCUGCGCGUCAGACUCGUGUCCCACCUCAGCACCUGCGCCUCUCAGAGGGAAGCCGCCGCCAUGACCUCCUCCAUGGCUCACCACCACCACCCCCUGCACCCUCACCACUGGGCCGCUGCCUUUCACCACCUCCCGGCUGCCCUGCUGCAGCCGAACGGACUCCACGCUUCCGACGCCGCCCCGUGCAGACUCUCCUCGGACGUGCCCCCCCACGGCUCUGCCCUGCUCACCGCCACCUUCGCCCACGCCGACGCCGCCCUCAGAGUCCCCUCCGCCGGCAGCGUCGCUCCCUGCGUCCCCCCUCUCUCUACCUCCCUGCUGUCCCUCUCGGCCACCGUGCACGCCGCAGCGGCGGCCGCCACGGCCGCUGCCCAGAGCUUCCCCCUCUCCUUCACGGGCGCCUUCCCCAUGCUUCCCCCCAGCGCGGCCGCCGCCGCCGUGGCUGCAGCGACAGCCAUCACCCCGCCGCUGGCCGUGUCGGCCGCCGGCAGCCCGCAGCAGGCUGGCAGCGGGGGCGGCACUAAACCCUACCGACCCUGGGGGACUGAAGUUGGAGCCUUUUAAGUCCCCCUUCUCCCUCCCCAGCGCAGCUCCCUCCUCUCCCUCAGCACACACGCGUGUGCACACCCCCACGCGUGCCCACACGCACCCACACGCGAGGCUCCCAGGCUCUGCGCAUCCUUCCCGAGGCUCUGGGACUCCUCAUGUCCUUCCCGAGACUCCAGGACUCUGGAGCUCAUUUCUUCCUGAGGCUCUGGCACUCCACGUGUCCUUCACAAGACUCCAGGACUCUGCGUGUCCUUCCUGCUUAGCCUGGCCAAGCGGCCACCUUCACCCGAAGGGCUUGAGAGGUGCCAGCAAGCCCACCUACACCUUGCUCAGCUACCCUUCUCCUCGCAGGCAUCGGUGAGGACACCGCGUGGUACCUUCUUCUCAGCUGCCUUUGCUGAAGGCAUCCUGGGGGAGCAGCAGAGGCUUUCAGGAGCAGUGUGACCAUGUCAGAGCGUAGAAGUUCCCUGGGAAAUACGUAGAAAUACGUAGACAUUAGAACUAAUAAUUCUCCAGCUAUGCAUCCUUGUUUGGCAGAGAGGUGAGGGGUCACACCUACUGUGUCUCCUCCAGGCUAGAAAAGGAGUUUUGAGUAUUCUAAAGUGCCUGAUAUUGGAAAAAAAAAUACCCAUAAUAAAAAGACUUUAUCUA
Molecule: messenger RNA, 1951 nt
Organism: Pogoniulus pusillus (Red-fronted tinkerbird)
Lineage: Eukaryota; Metazoa; Chordata; Aves; Piciformes; Lybiidae
Gene: HEY2
Product: hes related family bHLH transcription factor with YRPW motif 2
Exons: 5
Coding region: 299-1315 (338 amino acids)
Biological process (GO): circulatory system development; anterior/posterior pattern specification; regulation of neurogenesis
Cellular component (GO): nucleus
Molecular function (GO): DNA-binding transcription factor activity, RNA polymerase II-specific; RNA polymerase II cis-regulatory region sequence-specific DNA binding; protein dimerization activity
Source: RefSeq, a predicted model, not a curated record